Messenger RNA from Ochlerotatus camptorhynchus, 483 nucleotides. It is a transcript of the gene IFT20, whose product is annotated as intraflagellar transport 20. Gene Ontology annotation, biological process: intraciliary transport; protein localization to cilium; centrosome localization. Bases 17 to 412 code for a protein of 131 amino acids. Gene Ontology annotation, cellular component: centrosome; cilium; Golgi apparatus. NCBI's taxonomy places the organism in Eukaryota, Metazoa, Arthropoda, Insecta, Diptera, Culicidae. The transcript is spliced from 3 exons. The record is from RefSeq and is a predicted model, not a curated record.
UAAGAAGUGUAUUAAAAUGAGUGAAGAAUUUGGAAAAUCCGGCCUCUACAUUGACGAUCUCUACACACUGCGGGUGAUCGAUCCAGAAGUAGCCAACGAAACGAACGACCUGAAAGAUGAAUGUGAACAAUUUACCGAUAAGCUCACCGAGUUUCGACGUAUAAUUGAACAGUUUGCGAGCAUCGUGGAAAGUUUUGCUACCGAAGUUGAUCAUGAAAAGAUGCGAGCAAUAGGAAUACAAAACUUGCUGAAAACCUUCUCCAAACAGAGGGAAUCGGAACAGCAACAGAUACAGAGUGAAAUAAUCGAGAAAAUGGUCGAGCUAGAUAAACUUAAGAUCGAGUAUCAAUACUUGCAAAGAAUUGAAUCCGAACAACAGGAGAUAAUUGAUAAUUUCUAUCAAAACCAAUAAAAUCAAGGUGGAAUUUGGUCCACGAACUUAAUCUUUGGGCAACACAUAAUUCAGAUUCCGGGGAAGUGAUA